Molecule: messenger RNA, 252 nt
Organism: Caenorhabditis briggsae
Lineage: Eukaryota; Metazoa; Nematoda; Chromadorea; Rhabditida; Rhabditidae
Exons: 2
Coding region: 1-252 (83 amino acids)
Source: RefSeq, a predicted model, not a curated record
AUGACUUCCCUCUUGGAUAUGGUAUCCGAUUUUGCCGGAUUUCAAUACACCCCAAAAUUCAAAUCCGCCACGACCCCGCCCACUCCAAUCAAUUCUGGAGCGAAUACUCCCGUUCGAAAAAUGUCAGAACCUUCUGGAAAUUCUAAAAACUAUCAUGAAAUUGAAAAUAGGCGACAUUCGGUGAUAAUCACUGUUGGAGUGAACAAAUCCUCCAACUUCCCCGAACUCCAGCGACAGCGGAUAACCGAGUAG